Rattus rattus (black rat) is the source of this 3911-nucleotide messenger RNA. RefSeq names its product vomeronasal type-2 receptor 116-like. Lineage: Eukaryota; Metazoa; Chordata; Mammalia; Rodentia; Muridae. Gene Ontology annotation, biological process: G protein-coupled receptor signaling pathway. The transcript is spliced from 6 exons. Gene Ontology annotation, molecular function: G protein-coupled receptor activity. Bases 19 to 2415 code for a protein of 798 amino acids. Gene Ontology annotation, cellular component: membrane. The record is from RefSeq and is a predicted model, not a curated record.
UUUAAGGCUGGAAAAAAUAUGAUCAUUUUGAUGAUAGUAUUCUUCAUCCUCAACAUUCCACUUCUCAUGGCAAAUUCCGUUGAUCCCAGGUGCUUUUGGAAAAUAAAUUUGAAUGAAGUCAAGGAUAUAGAUUUGGAUACAAGUUGUUACUUCAUCCUUGAGGCAGGUCAGUUGCCUAUGGAGAAAGAUUAUUUCAACCAGACUCUGAAUGUCCUAAAAACAACCAAAUACCACAAAUAUGCAUUGGCAUUAGCCUUUACAGUGGAUGAAAUAAACAGAAAUCCUGAUCUUUUACCAAACAUGUCUUUGAUUAUAAAACAUACAUUGGGCAACUGUGAUGGAAAUAUCCCACGUCGCUUACUUAAUCAAAUAUUUCAUAUGCCUUUUCCUAAUUAUGUCUGUAAUGAAGAGACUAUGUGUUCAUUUAUGCUUAUGGGACCGAAAUUGUGGCCAUCUGUAGAUAUUUUCAUUCACUUGAACAUCUUAUUUCCUCAUUUCCUUCAGAUUUCCUACGGACCUUUUCAUUCCAUUUUCAGUGAUAAUGAACAAUUUCCUUAUAUCUAUCAGAUGACCCCAAAGGAUACAUCACUAGCAUUGGCAAUGGUCUCUUUCAUACUUUACUUCAACUGGAACUGGGUUGGUCUUGUCAUCUCAGAUAAUGAUGAAGGCAAUCAAUUUCUUACAGAGUUGAAAAAAGAGACCGAAAACACGGAAAUAUGCUUUGCCUUUGUGAACAUGAUGGCAAUCAAUGAGAAUUCAAUAUAUGGAAAAACUGAAAUGUACUACAAUCAAAUUGUGAUGUCAACCGCAAAUGUUAUUAUCAUUUAUGGGGAACGACCCAGUAUUAUUGAACUGUGUUUCAGAACAUGGACAUCUCCAGUCAUACAGAGGAUAUGGGUUACCAAAUCAGAGUUGUAUUUCCCAACAAGUAAGAGAGACUUUACUCAUGGAACAUUCUAUGGAACUCUAGCAUUUCAACAACACCAUGAUGCGAUUUCUGGAUUUAAAAAUUUUGUACACACAUGGUACCAUCUCAAAAGCAUGGAUUUAUAUUUAUUAAUGCCAGAGUGGAGUUUCUUUAAAUAUGAAUCCUCAGCAUCUUACUGUAAAAUACUGAUGAGUAAUUCAUCCAAUGUCUCAUUGGCAUGGCUAAUGGAACAGAAGUUUGACAUAGCCUUUAAUGACAAUAGUCAUAGUAUAUACAAUGCUGUGUACGCCAUGGCCCAUGCUCUCCAUGAAAAGAAUCUGCAACAAAUUGAUAAUCAGGAAAUCAGCUAUGGCAAAAGAGCAAGUACUCACUGCUUGAAGUUACACUCAUUUUUGAGAAAGAUCCACUUCACCAAUCCUUUUGGGGAGAGAGUGAUUAUGAAAGAGAGAGUAAGAGUGCAGGAAGACUAUGACAUUGUUCACAUGCAGAAUUGCUCACAACACCUUAGGAUUAAGGUGAAGAUAGGGCAGUUCAGCCCAUAUUUUCCACAUGGUGGACAAUUUCACUUAUAUGAAGACAUGAUUGAUUUGGCCACAGGAAGUAGAAAGAUGCCUUCAUCUAUGUGUAGUGCAGAUUGUCGUCCUGGAUACAGAAAAUUCUGGAAGGAGGGAAUGGCAGCCUGCUGUUUUGUUUGUAGUCCCUGUCCAGAAAAUGAAAUUUCUAAUGAAACAACUGUGGUACUUUGGGUCUUUGUGAAGCACCAUGACACUCCUAUUGUGAAGGCCAAUAACAGAAUCCUCAGCUACAUAUUAAUCAUGUCACUCAUGUUCUGUUUUCUGUGCUCCUUUUUCUUCAUUGGCCAUCCUAACAGAGGUACCUGUAUCUUACAGCAAAUCACAUUUGGAAUUGUAUUCACUGUGGCUGUUUCCACAGUUCUGGCCAAAACAAUCACUGUGCUUCUGGCUUUUCAAGUCACAGACACAGGAAGAAAGUUAAGAAACUUCCUGGUAUCGGGGACACCCAACUACAUUAUUCCCAUAUGUUCCCUGUUGCAAUGCACUCUCUGUGCAAUUUGGCUAUCAGUUUCUCCACCAUUUGUUGAUAUUGAUGAACAUUCUGAGCAUGGUCACAUCAUAAUUGUGUGCAACAAGGGAUCUGUUAUGGCAUUCUACUGUGUCCUGGGAUAUUUGGCCUUACUGGCCCUUGGAAGUUUCAUGAUGGCUUUCUUGGCAAAGAAUCUGCCUGACACAUUCAAUGAAGCCAAGUUCUUGACCUUCAGCAUGCUAGUGUUCUGCAGUGUCUGGAUCACGUUCCUUCCUGUCUACCAUAGCACCAAGGGCAGAGUCAUGGUUGCUGUUGAAAUUUUCUCCAUUUUGACAUCCAGUGCAGGGAUGCUUGGCUGCAUCUUUGCACCCAAAAUUUACAUCAUUUUAAUGAAACCAGAGAGAAAUUCUAUCCAAAAGUUCAGGGAGAAAUCACGUUUCUGAACAGAUAUUUUAGAAAUUCUGUCAAAUGUACAGUUGUUAUAUACCCACCAAAUAUUUGGUUACAGUGCAUAAAUCUGGUUUUAGAACUCUCACUAGUUCCUCUAAUGUUAUCUAGAAAUAUCGUAUCUAACAAUCUUACAUACAUUAUCCAUAAAAUCUUGCACUCAUUCCCUUGUUUAUUCUCCUCUGUGAGAAAUAUAAUUCCCAAUUUAGUAUUAAAAUUUUUCUAAACAUUUUGCUUUAAUUGACAUUUUCUCCCUUAUAACUUCAAGUACAUUUGAUAAGGCAUUUGAAUCUAUAACCUUUUAUACAAUAAGAUCCAGGACAGACAGGAUUACACAUAGAAACUGUCUAUCGAAUCAAACAAUCAAUCAGACUAAAAAACAAAGAAUCAACAAAGAUAACAUCAGAAUACAUUAUCUGAUUUCCAAUAGAAGCACAUAUGUGACAGAAUAUGUCUGUUUUUAUAGUUCCUCUUCAAGCUAUUGUAUUGGUCAAUAGUCUAAGGUAGAAGUUUUUUUUGUCUCAAACACAAAAAUAUUGUAUCCAACAAUGGACAGAAUCCAGUGAGCACCCUGUUCAAAUUUGGAAAUAGUUGGAAUAUCAUGAGAAAGAGGGUGACCCAUAAGAAUACCAGCAUUCUCAACUAACCUGGACAACCACGAAUUUUCAGAUGCUGAGCCGCUAACCAGGCAUCAUACAUCAGCUGAUAUGAGGCCCCCAGCACAGAUGCAACAUAGGGCUGCCUGGUCUGGCCUCAGUGGAAGAAGACACAUUUAAACCCCAAGAGACAGGACUCACAAGGGAUUGGGAAGGUGUGAUGGUUUGCAUAUGCUUGGCUCAGGAAGUGGCACUAUUAGAAGGUGUGGACUUGAUGGAGGAAGUGUGUCACUGUGGGGGUGGGCUUGGAGUACCUCCUCCUAGCUGCCUGGGGAUGCUCAGUCUGUUUCUGGCUUCCUUCAGGUGAAGAUAUAGAACUCAGAUCCUCCUUCACCAAGCCUGCCUGGAUGCUGUGAUGCUGCCAUGCUCCCACCUUGAUGAUAAUGGGCUGAACCUCUGAACAUGUAAUCUGGCUCCAAUUAAAUGUUGUCCUUUAUAAAACUUACAUUGAUCACAGUGUCUGUACAUAGCAAUAAUACCCAAACUAAGACAGAAGGUGUGUGGAUUGGGGAAGUGGGGAUUUCCUCUUGGAUGUGGGGAAGUAGUCAAAGAUUAAAUUGGGAAGGGGAUAAUGAGUACACUGUAAAAAGUAUUAAAAAAUAAAAUACUAAAAAAUUAAAUAAAUAGGAUUGUGAAUAUAUUAACAUGCUAUUAUAUUAUAGUUCUGGAAGGGAUAGGUAAAACUCCUGAUGGUGGUUUGUACCUAAUUUUUCUUAGAGCUUGCCCUUUGUAUUCAGUUGUGAUUGAAUUCCUGGACUCACAAAAUUCUAGUACUAUGGAUAUGGAGGCAGAUGCUUUGAUUACGCUGCUUCCUAGAAAAUAAAUUUUCCAAAAAC